AUGAACAUAAUGUCUCUUCACAAUAGCUCAGACUUCACAUUUUCUACCUUCUUAGUGACAGGACUCCCUGGACUAGAGGCAAUGCAUGUAUGGCUCUCUAUUCCAUUUAGUGCCAUGUUCCUAAUGACUCUAGCAGGCAACAUCACCAUCAUGUUGGUAAUCUGGACUGAGAGGAGCCUUCAUGUUCCUAUGUACCUCUUUCUGGCAAUGUUGGCAGCCUCUGACCUAGGUUUGUCUAUCUCCACAUUCCCCACUAUGCUAAGGGUCUUCUGGAUGGAGGCCCGUGAAAUGAACUUCGCUUCCUGUUUCACGCAGAUGUUCUUCAUCCAUACCUUCCAAGAUUUUGAGUCAGCUGUGAUUCUGGCUAUGGCCUUUGACCGUGUUGUGGCCAUUUCCAAACCCUUGCACUAUACCUCCAUCCUUACCAAUGGUGUAAUAUUGAAGAUUGGCUUGGCCAUUUUGAUACGAACAGUUUUAGUUCAAGUCCCCCUUCCCAUAUUGCUGCUUCGAUUACACUUCUGCCGUUCCAAUGUGCUCUCUCACUCUUAUUGCCUACAUCCAGAUAUCAUCAGGCUCUCCUGCUCAAAUACCAGAAUAAACAGUAUCUUUGGCUUGUUUGUUGUCCUUUCCACCAUGGGACUUGACUUCCUUCUCAUUCUCCUCUCUUAUGUUCUCAUCCUAAAGACUGUCCUAAGCAUUGCAUCUCAUGGGGGGCGCCUCAAGGCUCUCAAUACUUGCAUCUCCCAUCUCUGUGCUGUGGUUCUUUUCUUCACUCCCAUGAUUUGCCUGUCCAUGCUGCACAGAUUCGGACCAAAGCUUCCAUCCCAUGUGUAUGUGCUCAUAGCUAACAUGCAUUUCCUCAUCCCUCCUGUGAUGAACCCCAUUGUCUAUGUGAUAAGGACUAAACAAAUCCGGGAUAGGAUCAUUAGAGUGUUUCACAGAAAGAGACCAGAAGAGUCCUAG
Messenger RNA from Antechinus flavipes (yellow-footed antechinus), 963 nucleotides. Its product is annotated as olfactory receptor 51G2-like. The transcript has a single exon. The record is from RefSeq and is a predicted model, not a curated record. NCBI's taxonomy places the organism in Eukaryota, Metazoa, Chordata, Mammalia, Dasyuromorphia, Dasyuridae. Bases 1 to 963 code for a protein of 320 amino acids. Gene Ontology annotation, molecular function: olfactory receptor activity; G protein-coupled receptor activity. Gene Ontology annotation, cellular component: membrane. Gene Ontology annotation, biological process: G protein-coupled receptor signaling pathway.